AUGGAAUGGACGGAGCAUCUGAGCCGGCGACAACCAAACUGCGCGCUUUUCGUUGACAACCUCCACGUGCUUCACGUGCUUGCGAGACGUGUCGCGUCCGAAAGGCACAGGUACUUCCUCAACCUGUGCUUCUGGAGAAUUCGAUCCAAUUCAUUGGGAAGAUGUACUGAGUCAUUAACACCUCAAAUCUUCUUACAGUGUGAUCAAGCUCAGCUGUGCUCAUAUUGCGCCUAUUUUUAUUUUGGAGCUGCGAAGAAGACGCUUGGAAAUCUCUUCGAGGGCUGCGUACUUGAGACAGCACAGGCUCUUUUGCUUCUAAGCGCCUUUUGCCAGAACGCACUGCGAUCACAUAGUGCUGCAUGUAUUGCGACACGGCUGUCAGGACUGCUGUCAGCAUUGGCUUUGCGUCCUGAAUUUCAUCUUUACCAACUGCUAUGCGUAGGUAUACGUACUUGGGGUCGUGAAGGGACUCCUAUUAUCAAGUUCCACUUCCCGGGUGGCAGGGCUUUGUUGUAA
This is a messenger RNA of Aspergillus calidoustus, 516 nucleotides long. The record is from the annotation of a GenBank genome assembly. Lineage: Eukaryota; Fungi; Ascomycota; Eurotiomycetes; Eurotiales; Aspergillaceae.